Messenger RNA from Paramecium pentaurelia, 638 nucleotides. The record is from the annotation of a GenBank genome assembly. NCBI's taxonomy places the organism in Eukaryota, Ciliophora, Oligohymenophorea, Peniculida, Parameciidae.
AUGUUUGAAUAAUUUAUCCAGAGUGCAGAGAAUGUGAAUUAAGAUGAUACUGAAGGAAAUUUGAAUAUUGAUAUGUUGCCAUAACAGAAACAUACCUAAGUUUAAAAGAAUAAUUAAUAAUAAUAAUAAUAAUAAAUUCCAGAUAAAAUAAUUCAAUAAUAUGAAAUUAGUUAUAAAUAAUUAGAUUUAUGUGAUUCACUAUUAGCUGAUGAUUCAAGUAGAUAUUAUUUACUAAUAUUAUAUAGGAGUGAAUGAUUCAGAAGAAAGUAGUUUCGGAUAUUUAGGAAAAGAGUAGGCAACUGAAGUCAGUUGUUAUUUCACUUAAGCUUAGUAAUUUAUUUAAUUAGUUAUUUAUUUUUAGAUAAUUCUAAUAGUAACAAAACCAAUAACCAUUUUAACAACAACAGAAUUUAAAAGUGAAAGGAAAAUCUAAUAUUAAAGAUAAGUUAAGAAUUAAUAUGAUGGAUGUGUAAUUAGCAUAAGCUGCGUAAUUAAUAUUUUAUAAUUAAUUAAAGUUAGAAACAUGAAUAUCUGAAAUAGCAAUAAUUGCUAUAACAAUAAUAGUAACAUCAUGAUAAGAUUUUGCCAGAUGAUAUUAAUAGUGAAGAUGUAAGUAAAAUUUAUAUUCAUAGUUUUGA